CUUUAUUCCGUGUCUGUGCCUUAUGAUUUAUAAUGAUUAUAGUGAUUACAUGCGGUGAUAAUAAAACGGUGUAAAUACUAUAUGAAUGUAGGUAUGCAAUUGAAAUUGAAUCAGAAAUAAGUAAUGAGUAAUGACUUCAAUCAUUAUGAUGAUCUCCGUGACUCAGUCCACUUACUACGACUAGUACUUAGUAAUUUAGUAACUUUUAACAUUUAGAAAAACUAAUUUUAAUUAAACACACUACACACUUUAAUUCUGACCAGAUUAAAGUUACACAAGUUUUGUGAUUUAGUGUUUUCAGAAAUUUAAAUUUAUAACUUUUUGAUAAAUAAAAAAUAAUCCUUAAAUGCUUAAAUAUGUUUUUGGACAAUAAAAAUAUUAUUUUGAUGUCAACUGGAUCUUUUAACCCACCAACAAAUAUGCAUUUGCGAAUGUUUGAAAUCGCUCGAGAUCACUUAAAUCGUUUGGGACUUACAAUUUGUGGUGGUUUGAUAUCACCUACUCAUGAUUUGUAUAAAAAGAAAGAUUUAGCACCGUCAUUACAUAGGUGUGCAAUGAUUGAGCAAGCCCUAGUUGCACUACCUUGGGUGAAGUUGUCUGAUUGGGAAGUAAAACAAAACGGUUGGACAAGAACGAGACAAGUGCUACAAUAUCACCAGAAUCAUCUCAAUAUGAUAAUCACUUCUAGACUAAAUGGUUCAAUUAAAGUAGAUACUUCAUUAUUACCAGUCCAAUUUAUUGAAAAUCUCAAUGUCAGUGAUUCAAAUCAAAAUACAGCAGUAAAUGUGAGACUUUUGUGUGGCGCUGAUUUAUUGGAAUCUUUUGCUGUUCCAGGUUUAUGGAAUGAUGACGACAUAGAAGCUAUUGUCCGAGAUUAUGGUCUGGUUGUUGUUAGUCGUUCGGGAUCCAACCCUCAUAAAUUUAUUUACGAAUCUAAUAUUUUAACUAAAUACAUGGCAAACAUUAUUGUUGUAACUGAAUGGAUAACAAAUGAAGUUAGCUCAACAAAAGUACGUAGAGCAUUAUCUCGUAAUGAAAGUGUAAAAUUUCUUAUUAGUGAGUUGGUUGAAUCUUAUAUCAAAGAGCAUGGUCUUUAUGAAACUCUAAACCAUAAGUACUCUAAUGAUGAUAAAUUGGAUGUAGACUUAAAAAGUGCUUUGUUGUCAUCCUCUCCUAGCAAUAAAACUCUUAAAACAUAUCAAAUGGAUGACCAAAAACUUAAUAUUGAUGAACCUGAUAAUCUACAGUGUAAUGAAAAAAGAGUUAUUAAUUGUAAAAAUUCUAAGGUAAGAAAUGUAGCUGAAAGUAAAGAAAACUGCUCUAAAGUUGCCAUUUUAGUAUCUGAAAAUGGUAUUAUUGAAGUUAUAAGUGAUAUGGAAACAAUGGUUUGACAUUAAAUUUCCAUGUUUAGAACAAUGUGCCAAAUUUACUUAUUUUUUGUAGUAAUAUUAUAAUUUUGUUGUUAAUAAUUGAUUUUGGUUUAUUCUUCCAUUAAUACUGUGAUUUUAGAUUUAAUUACUUAACAAAAUAUUAUCAAAUGUAUUAAUUAUUUUAAAAAUUAAUAAUGUCUUUGAUUAAGAUAAAUAGGUAUUUUAGGUUUAUAGCUAAACUUGCCAUUUGUUAUGGUUUUAACGGCAUGUCCUGGUGUUUUGGCUUGUUAUUAAGUUUGUCUCAAUUAAUAGAGGCUGAGUGAAAAUAACUUUAAUAUUGUAUUAUUUCAUAGUAAAACAGAAUAAUAUUGUACAUUGUAUCAUUAUAUGAUUAUCUUAUAUUGAGUAUCUAAAACAAAUUAAAAGGUUAUUCAAUAUGAUGUCCCAGUUUGGUAAUUUCAAAAUCUGGCAACCCUAUAGGUAAACUUUUUUUACUUUUAAGUGUGAUUAAUGAUUUUAUAAUUUUAUUAUACAAUUGUUACAUAAUAUUAUUAGCUAACUUUUAGUUUGUGUUAAACUAGAUCAGGGAUGGAAAAUUAUAUGAACACUAUGUGCCAAAAAUUACUUCUUUUUUUUUAGAACGUGCCAUGAAAAAUAUUAUAUACAUAUUAUAUUCAGUAUGUAUAAUAAAAAUAUUUUAAUUUGCCAUAUGUGAAUUAGAUCUUAUCUGACUUAUCUAUAUAAUAAUUAAUUGUGUAUCAGAUAUCACAAAAAAAUUAUAGAUAGAAUUAAAUUUAUCAAUAAUUUAUAGUCUAAAAUUAGUUAAAUAGGUGUUUGUAGUGAUGUAUUUACGGGGGGGGGGGUAUCCCGGGUCCAACCACCCCCCCAAAGAAAUGAUUGAAAAUACGGCAUUGGGUGCUUGAAGUUUGAUAACUACCCAAAAGAAUAUCUAUCUCUAAAUAAAUAAAACAAAUAUAAUUUCAAACCGAUAUAUUUCAUGAUUCAGAAUUUUAAAUUAGGUUAAAUAUAUUACAAUA
This is a messenger RNA of Rhopalosiphum maidis (corn leaf aphid), 2407 nucleotides long. It is a transcript of the gene Nmnat, whose product is annotated as nicotinamide/nicotinic acid mononucleotide adenylyltransferase 1. Bases 357 to 1391 code for a protein of 344 amino acids. Gene Ontology annotation, biological process: NAD+ biosynthetic process. The transcript has 6 exons. Gene Ontology annotation, molecular function: nicotinate-nucleotide adenylyltransferase activity; nicotinamide-nucleotide adenylyltransferase activity. Lineage: Eukaryota; Metazoa; Arthropoda; Insecta; Hemiptera; Aphididae. The record is from RefSeq and is a predicted model, not a curated record.